Molecule: messenger RNA, 3491 nt
Organism: Pimephales promelas (fathead minnow)
Lineage: Eukaryota; Metazoa; Chordata; Actinopteri; Cypriniformes; Leuciscidae
Source: RefSeq, a predicted model, not a curated record
UGACAGCAACAUCGCAACCACUGGGCAGCUCAGUGUCUGACAACAUCAGGAACGAGCACAGACCUCUCCGUGUCCAACACCACAGGGACGCGCACAGACACCUCCAUGCCCGGCACCGACACAGGGUAGACUUUUGGGGAAAAAAACAACAACAUGGGAAACUAUCUUCUGAUCACUCUGUUGUUGGUUACUCUGGUUGAUGGUGUGUUUGGUGAUGAAAUGGUGACUGUGUCUGUGAAUGAGGGAGAAUCAGUCUUUCUAAACACUGGAGUUAUCAAACAAAACCGUGAUAAGAUGCUGUGGUAUUUCAACGACACACUCAUAGCUCUGAUCAACGGAGAUCCCAGUACGAGCUGCUUAUAUGAUGGAGAAGACGGGAGAUUCAGAGACAGAGUGGAGGUGGACCAUAAGACUGGAUCUCUGACCAUCACAGACAUCACAUCUGAACACGCUGGACGCUAUGAAGCAAAUUUCAUCCAAAGCAAGAGCUCAGGAACCAGCACAAGCUUGAACAGAAACAGCAAGUGUGACGGCACAAAAAUCACCAGGAAAAUGAGCAACAUCGGCGACACCAUAAAAACAUUCAUCGUUUCCGUCAGCCCUUCUCCUUCUGUUCGUGCCAAAAUCGAUGAGGAAUUGUACAAGGAAGAAAAUUGUGUCAGGAGUUCAGUUCUGAUGCCAGUUUAUGUAGGAGUAAUAUGUGCUGUUGCUGUUCUGAUGUCAGUAGCUGUAGCUGUUGGUGUGAUUUACUAUCGUCGCAGGAGGUCUACAAAUGAAGGGGAGAAAAACAAGCUUGAACAUUUGUUGAAAGUCUGAAUAUGAGGUUAACAGUAAUCUGUCAGCCGGGUCUCCUGAGCCAGAGCUUACAACAAAUACAGUACACACAUCAAACACAGAGUGAAAUGCAUAAUCUGGAGUAAAAAAUAUUAAUUUUAUAUUUUACCAACAAUCCAAACAGAAUGAGCAGUAGUGUAAAAAUAAAAUAAAUGGGAAAAAUUGAAUUUUAUGAACGUCAGAAACAUUUUAAACAACAAUACAGUCAAAAAAACUGAUAUGUUGACUUUAAUUAACUUUUUUUAUGUAAACAGGGUUACGUUUAACAAACAUAACUUGUUCAUGUAACUCCAACAAUGGAAUUAAGUAUUUUUAAGUGACCAAAUUGAACUCCUAGCUAAGUGGUAAAUUUAAGUGUUAAAGUAGCAGUGUUAAAGUUAAGGAGAUAAUGAAGUCAAUAAUUGAAGCAGAAUCACUGAAGAAGAAAACUUUAGAAAUUUUAGGUCACCAUUAUGGAGAUCAGUAUUUGUUUUAGUUGGGCUCUUAACUCUCACAUCAUUAACUUUAGAUUUUGUUUGGCUGCUGUAUUUGAGUUAUAUCAGCCAGAUAAUAAAAAAGGUGAUCUGAUGCUGAUGCUGUUUUAACAUUAUAAUUUUUCUGUAAUCAUUUGACCUGAACUUGUAAAGAAGAAAAUAUCUGAAAUAAGUUUACCUUAGGAAUUAUAACAUCACUGUCAUUGUAGAGCAUACUGAUAUUAGCCUUUUCAAUGAAAUCAAAAUGAUUAAAUCAAGAAAGAAAAAAAAUUUGUGUGCAGAAUCAGACAUACGAUUUUGAGUAUGAAUCUCAGCAAUGGUGACCAACAGAGCAACUGAACAAAAGCUCAUUAUUUAUUCAUGCAGCAAUGCAUGAUGGGAGCCAUGAAUGAGUUUUAAUGGUGGCGCCCAGAAUGCAUGGCAACAUGCUUCAUAUUUGUCACCAUUGUUGAGAUUCACAGGCUGAUUCUUUGAUGUUUUUUGAUAUCUGUGUAUGAUGUUCUUAAUGUCUAUUUAAACGAUUUUUUAAGAAUGUUUUUUUAUUGAUUUGAUCAUUUGGAUUUCAUUGAAAAGGGUAAACAAAUAUUUUCUACAAUGACAGUGCUGCUUUAAUCCAUAAGGUAAACUUAACUCAGAAAUAGGGUUCUAGUGAUUCAGGUCAAAUGAUUGUGAAAUAAUGAUUAUGUUAAAACACAACUAAGACCAUCAGAUCACCUUUUCUAUUUGUUCAUAUGGCUGUUAUAACUCAGAUACAGCAGCCUAACAAAAUAUAAUGUUAAUGAUUUGAGGGUCAAGAGCCCAAACUAAAAAGAACACGGAUUGCCAUAAUGGUGACUUUAAAUUCCAUAUAUUUUAUUUGAAUGUGUUGAAGUUAUAUGAACUAUAUAUUAAUUAUGUGCAACCUGUUGACAUAAAGUAAAUUUAUUGAACCUGUUGUUAAUUAAAGCCAACAUAUCAUUUUUUAGAGUGUGACCAAAAUUCAAGACCGAAAAAGCUCAGAACUACAUGACAAAAUAGUAAUCAGUAAAAAAAAAAAAAAAAUUGUAAAACAAAUAUUAAUAAUAAUGAAGAAAAAAAGUGAACCUAAUACCAUUGAAUGUUUGGGUUUGUCCAUAUUUGACACAUAUUUGAGUUGGGUAGUAUGCAGACGACACAGUAGAUCUAUCACCUAACACUACAGCCCCAUUGACUCCCUGUGCAAAUGCAUUGAUGAAGUAAAUAGUUGGAUGUGCCAAAACCUUCUUCAGUUAAACAAAGACAAAACUCAAGUCAUUGCAUUGCGAAACAAAGAUGAAGUUCUUAAGGUGAACGCAUAACUUGAGGUAUUGGAUCUAAAGAAAAAAAAAUCAAGUCAGGAAUCUUGGUGUUAAAUUUGGAGUAGGACCUUAGUUUCAGUAGUUAUACCGUAAUCUGGUGACGUUACUGGUAUUUUAGGUAAUAUAAUCGGACUACUUUUUAAUUACUAUACAUCUAUCUUAUUUAUAACAUUGAUUUUAAAAGUAUAAUCUUCUACUUGAAAGAAAAUGUAUGAAGUUAAAAAUGUAAUCUUAAAAACAGAUUAAAUUAAAACAAUCUAAACAAAAUUAAACAUUUUAUUUCUUUAUGCUUAACUCCUUUUUCUAUGUAAUUAGUCACCUGACUAGUAGCCGGUUUGAGUGUGCAAUUUCAUGAAACUGUUGAGAACAGAAAAUGUAAAAGAUAGAAAAGGAAAAUAAUGCAAAAUCAAUGAAUUCUGAAUAAUUCCCUGGCAUUUUGUGAAAAAUAAGUAAUCAUAGUAAAUAAAAGUUACCAUGUUCUGAUUAUGAGCAUCUAAAAAGUAUUAUUAUGUAAUUACACGUGCUUAAUUUAAAAAAAAUCUGAUUACACUGUAAAACACAUUUUUGUAAUUUUAACUGUAAUAUAUUGUAAAAUUGUAAAACAACAACCCUGCAUUUAAAUUGAAAAACUGUAAACGAUCAGACAUUUCAUGUAAUCUGUACAGUUAAAUUCAGUUAAAUGUACAGUUUUAGUAAAAAAAAGGAAAAUCAAAUUAUAAUUUACAGUGAAAAACUGUAAACUUGCAUUCCCAGAAUUUGCUUUGUGAAAUUGUCUUUUAAAGAAUUAUGGCUCUUUAUAGUUUUUGUUAUCGCUUAUGGUAACGGUUUUAUGUUAUGCCUUCUGUUGUUUAAUGAAUGUCAAUUGCAU